AUGGCUCGCAUCCCAGGUUUCUUCUUAUUUUCAAUGCUUGUGUACCUUCACACAAUAACAAGCACUGUACAAACAUGUGAAACAAGAUACUGCGGAGACCCAGAACUUGGACCCUCAAUUCAGUAUCCUUUUUAUUUGAAAGAAGUUGAAAGCGAUGAUUGUGGGUACCCAAACUUCGGAGUUUUCUGCGACGACCGAAACCAGACAUUGAUCACACUCGGAAAUGCCGGAGAUUUUGUCGUCAAAGAGAUCUCUUUGGAGGACCAUCAAGCUUGGAUGAAUGACCCAAAUCAUUGCCUUCCCUCGCGCUUCAUCCACGACUUGGACCUUCAACUUCAAAGUUCGCCUUUCCGGUGGAGCACCGAUUACUCUACUGUCGUGAACGUCGACUUUCUCAACUGUACUACCCCAGUGCCGGACUCCGCUCAGUUCGCUCACAAAAUACCUUGCCUCAGCAGUUCCGACAGCGACAAUUUAUCCGUCAUCGCUGUUUUGUCGGAUCCUGCCUUUCCAACAACAUCGAUGUCGUUCCCCGGAUGUGGGUUCAUUUCCUCCUCUUUAGUUCCUGUUGAUAGUUUUGGACCGGAGCAAUUGUGGAAGAACCUUUACUCCGACAUGCGGCUGAAAUGGAAUAACCAGCCUAACUGCAUACUCCCCGCGAAUCUGGAUCCUGAUAAUCAACACAAUGCUUGCUAUGAGAACAAUCUUCUAAACCCAGAUGGAGAUCCUCCACAUUACAAAAUAUACAAAAUAUUAGUGGUCGGAGUAACUGGAGCGGUAUGCUUUUGUGUGGCUGGACUUGCCCGUUUAUUAUGCGCUGAGGUGGAGCCGAACGGUUUGCCACGGCGGAGGAUGAACGUGGAGUUAGAGAGAAACACGGCGGAAUCCGUUGAUGUGGCAAUGGGGCUGGACGAGUCAACCAUCGAACAGUAUCCGAAAACCCAGGUUGGUCACAGUGGAAAAUUGCCGAAUCCAAGCGAUAAUGUUUGUUCGAUAUGUCUGAGUGAAUACGAGCCUCUGGAAACAUUAAGAACCAUUCCUCACUGUAAUCAUUAUUUUCAUGCCCAUUGUAUAGAUGGCUGGCUCAAGAAGAAGGGCACGUGUCCCUUGUGUCGUCAUCUUCCCCAUGGGUCUUCUUAG
Prosopis cineraria is the source of this 1140-nucleotide messenger RNA. Its product is annotated as putative RING-H2 finger protein ATL21A. Bases 1 to 1140 code for a protein of 379 amino acids. Gene Ontology annotation, molecular function: polysaccharide binding. Lineage: Eukaryota; Viridiplantae; Streptophyta; Magnoliopsida; Fabales; Fabaceae. The record is from RefSeq and is a predicted model, not a curated record. The transcript is spliced from 2 exons.